Molecule: messenger RNA, 1294 nt
Organism: Oryzias melastigma (Indian medaka)
Lineage: Eukaryota; Metazoa; Chordata; Actinopteri; Beloniformes; Adrianichthyidae
Gene: sar1ab
Product: secretion associated, Ras related GTPase 1Ab
Exons: 7
Coding region: 126-722 (198 amino acids)
Biological process (GO): intracellular protein transport; endoplasmic reticulum to Golgi vesicle-mediated transport; vesicle organization
Cellular component (GO): endoplasmic reticulum exit site; COPII vesicle coat
Molecular function (GO): GTPase activity; GTP binding
Source: RefSeq, a predicted model, not a curated record
UUCUUUUAGCGGUCUCGAUGACGCACUUCCGGUUAACUGUCAGACUCGGGGCUCGUCAGUGGUCGAGAAGCUUGGACCAAAAAAACUAACGGACGAGGAGUUUAAAUACUCAAGAAAAGGUACCAAUGUCGUUUUUAAUAGACUGGAUUUACAGAGGCUUCAGCAGUGUCUUGCAACUAUUAGGACUCUACAAGAAGAGUGGAAAGCUUGUCUUUCUUGGACUAGACAAUGCAGGAAAAACAACCCUGCUGCAGAUGCUCAGAGAUGACAGACUUGGGCAGCACAUGCCAACUUUAUACCCGACAUCCGAGGAGCUGACCAUAGCUGGAAUGACCUUCACCACGUUUGACCUGGGAGGUCAUACACAAGCACGGAGGAUCUGGAAGAAUUAUUUUCCUGCCAUAAAUGGGAUAGUCUACUUGGUGGAUUGUGCUGAUCACGAGCGACUGGAGGAGGCUAAAAUAGAGCUUGAUGCUUUGCUAACUGAUGAAACCAUUGCUAACAUCCCAGUUCUCAUAUUGGGCAAUAAGAUAGACCGACCGGAAGCUAUCAGUGAGGAUGCACUCAGAGGAGUAUUUGGCCUUCAUGGACACACAACUGGAAAGGGCAAUGUGUCCCUGAAGGAGCUGAACCUGAGGCCGCUGGAGGUUUUCAUGUGCAGUGUGCUGAAGAGACAGGGAUACGGAGAUGGUUUCCGCUGGCUCUCACAGUAUAUUGACUGACUUAUGCCUUUCUUUUAAGCCUUAAUAAAUAGGUGUAAACAAAGCCCCCUCCAGAGGACAUACAUUUAUCUAUGGUAACUUCAUUGUCAAAGUGCCAGCAGUUGCUGCCAAAAACAAAACAUGUUUUCUCCUUAAAAUAAUCUGUUAAUGUAAGUGUGGGAGCCUGUUUCCUCCAUGGAUGUGGCAGUUCUACUCCCUCUGAAGGCAGAAUUGCAAUAUUUAGAAUUUUACAUAGCAACAAGUCAAACUGAAAGAAUCAUUGUCCAUAAAAGCCUAGAAAAACGUAAUAAAAUUUAGAAAGCGUAACCUGAGUACUUUGUGAAUAGUUCCUGCCUGUAAUCUGCAGUGAUAUUAUGAGAGUACUUGUGGGAGAGAAGCAGCUUGCAAGUUGAACUGAAAACUUCUAAAUCAAACAAGAGUGCAAUAUUUUUAUGUUGGAUGUAAAAUCUUAUUUAUUUUUUUUUUUGCAAUAAAAUAUCCUUGACCUGUGUUACAUAAAGUUUGAGGUUACUUAUCAAUAGGAACCGUUUUACAUGUGUGAUAUUAGGGCGUAAUAAACAUUUUUAUCAAUC